Molecule: messenger RNA, 351 nt
Organism: Volvox carteri f. nagariensis
Lineage: Eukaryota; Viridiplantae; Chlorophyta; Chlorophyceae; Chlamydomonadales; Volvocaceae
Exons: 3
Coding region: 1-351 (116 amino acids)
Source: RefSeq, a predicted model, not a curated record
AUGAGAGUUGUCCCGACAUUGAAGAAGUCCGGCUAUCAAGGUUGUGCAGUGCCCAGUGGGCUGGCACCAGCCUGUUGGGGUUUUUUCGCACACCAAGGUGCGGGCGCCCUACCAGCGACUGCUCCGGGCCCCCUGUGGAGGCUCUUUGUGGAGGCAGGGCUGUCUCCGCGCUUUGGAACACACUCACUGCACUCUGAAGGUGUGACCGCUGCCGUUAACAACCGUGCGGAUUGCAGCUUGGUGCAGCAGCUGGGUGCUGGAAGAGUGCGGAGGUUUCGAGAGCAUAAUGGUGAAGACAGCACCGCGGCUGGGGCAUGGGUGAUGACCCUCUUGACCUAUACCAACCAGUGA